This is a messenger RNA of Triticum dicoccoides, 1292 nucleotides long. RefSeq lists its product as uncharacterized. The transcript is spliced from 2 exons. The coding region runs from base 313 to 897 and encodes 194 amino acids. The record is from RefSeq and is a predicted model, not a curated record. Lineage: Eukaryota; Viridiplantae; Streptophyta; Magnoliopsida; Poales; Poaceae.
CCGGCCAGCCGCCGCUGCCGCUGCUACGCCAUUUUUGGAUCCCCCGUCCUCACCCCCUGUCCGCCAGCAGCCGCAGACCUCGCGAUCUCAUCUCGCCGUCGCCUGGAUUGCCAGUUGCAGCGCCCGUUUGGCAGGAGCCUAGAAACACCUAUCUGGGCCCGAAGGAUCCCUCUGAAAUCUGAAUCCACGAUAGCGACAUGAAUUUUGUGUAAUUUUCCUCCAAUUGGGAAAGGGGCGUGCAGCUUCCUCUGUUUUCUUUCGUUUUCAGCCGUUCCUGCGCGUCUGCUCUUGUCCCAUUCAAUCGGCGUCGGCAUGCCCACCGGAGGAGACGCCGGGGGUGGUGGUGGUGGUGGUGGGGAGAAGGAAAGGAGGAAGAAGGUGGAGCUGCUGCAGGAGGCCAUUCAUGGGCUCCUGGAGGAGAAAAGGGGCAAGCAGCGACACCAAGGGGAAGAGGGCGCCAUGGAUCAUGAGGAGGAUCUCUUCCUCUCCUCGUUGCUCUCCAAGUUGGACUCGCUGGAAAACGAUGUCGAUCCGGACGGUGCCGAACCGAGCUCCAUCAAUCCUCACCCGGAGAGCGGCGAGGAGGCGGGGCCAGGCGACGUGGCGAAAGACCUGGGCAAGAUCAAGAGGCAGAACAUGAUCACCCACAUCCUGCUCGGCACGGUGAUGGUGAUGAUCGCCGCGUGGCAGUUCAACGAGGUGUCGUUCCUCCUCGCGGUGCAGAAGAAGCUGACCAACCCUUUCAAGUCCGUCGGGGACAUGGUCAAGAGCACCCUCAAGAUAGGGAAGAAGCCGAUGGCCGAGGCGAUCGAGGCGUCGCCUCUGCCCCCUGUCGGCGCCCCGGACGUUGCUCGGGCUGAUCUGCCGAUGCUGGCCAUCGGCGACGGCGAUAGCUAGAUCCGCAGGAUGAGGAGGGAUGACUCGUGCGGCAGAAAUGCCAUGUGUUCUUCCCUCCAGAUAUUGUUAUGUUGUUCGUCUUGUCUAGAGAUGAGAUUUGUAUGGCCAUGUGCCGGUGCAUGUGUUCUGGGCUGGUGCCGCAAGUAGGAGAAACUGAAUCUAAUUCGGCAUCUUAUGAUCUUUGCACCAUUUGUUACUGGAGUCGACCAUCAUCACCUGAAGAAUGCCUGGGACGGUUGAACCAUCUCUUAGAAACAGCCCUGUAUUUCAGACAAGGGUGAAGUGGAGGAAUGUGUUUGAUUGAUUUCCAUGUGUAGUUUCAGCAAACUCUUUGUACUACUACUGAAGCAAGCGUGUCUGUAGCUGAGCUGAUGCCUGCAGUUACACUUCAUUUC